This is a messenger RNA of Rhizoctonia solani, 468 nucleotides long. RefSeq lists its product as uncharacterized. The transcript is spliced from 6 exons. Bases 1 to 468 code for a protein of 155 amino acids. The record is from RefSeq and is a predicted model, not a curated record. NCBI's taxonomy places the organism in Eukaryota, Fungi, Basidiomycota, Agaricomycetes, Cantharellales, Ceratobasidiaceae.
AUGUUGGGAUAUCAACUUGCUACUCUCUUGGCUGCUGCUGCCUCGCUUGCCGGUGUUGAAGCCACUCCGACUCAUAAGCAUGGUUCUUGUGGACACAAGAAGUUCUGGUGGCCUGUGAAGCAGACUUGCCUACCCUAUGGCGGAGUCAAGCACCCUCACCCUGCCCCACCCCGCCACCACUGCGGUGCUGCGUUCCACCUCAACCCGAGGUCAUCAAUCCAGAAUGCCCUCCCGUUACUCCAGGACAAUGCAGUUCCUCAACGUGGUGGUGGGAACCCAAGGCAUGCGCUUGCCUGCUGGUGGGCCACCAACUCCUCUGCCUUCCCCUCCCAACGGGUGGUUGUGCCCUUACGAUUGGUACUGGCGCGACGGUAUUGUGCACCUCGUGAACCUGCAUAUGGUGCUCCUGUUUGUGCCGAGAAGUAUACCUGGGAUGGUGCUGUGUUUUAUUGCAAGCGCGGCUACUAG